Molecule: messenger RNA, 1883 nt
Organism: Kogia breviceps (pygmy sperm whale)
Lineage: Eukaryota; Metazoa; Chordata; Mammalia; Artiodactyla; Physeteridae
Product: acyl-coenzyme A thioesterase 1-like
Biological process (GO): fatty acid metabolic process; acyl-CoA metabolic process
Molecular function (GO): fatty acyl-CoA hydrolase activity
Source: RefSeq, a predicted model, not a curated record
CGCUGGAGGACCACCGCCGGUCGGAAAGUUGGAGCAGGACCGCUAAUCGCCUCUCUAACCUUCCCGCUUUGGGGUUCUCACGCCCUCUGCAGUUGACCCGAGAUCUGAAAAAGGCGCAAAAUGGUGGUCUCAUUUCCGGCUCUCUUGCGACCCUUCCGACUCUGUCGAUGGGACCCGACACCCUGGGCGCGGUUGGCAGGGCCUACAAAGCUGAGGACCGGUGACACAAACUCUUGGGCCCCUGCCAGGAUGGCGGUGACAGUGACGCUGGAGCCUGCAGGCCGCUGCCGCUGGGACCAGCCGGUGCGCAUCGCCGUGCGCGGCCUGGCCCCGGGGCAGCCGGUCACGCUGCGCGCGUCCUUGCGCGACGAGAAGGGCGCGCUCUUCCGAGCCCACGCGCGCUACUGCGCCGACGCCCAAGGCCAGCUGGACCUGGGGCGCGCGCCCUCGCUGGGCGGCAGCUUCACGGGCCUCGAGCCCAUGGGGCUCCUCUGGGCUCUGGAGCCCGAAAAGCCCUUGCUGCGGCUGGUGAAGCGGGACGUGCAGACGCCCUUCGCCGUGGAGCUGGAGGUGCUCGAUGGCCACGACCCGGAGGCGGGAGGGCUCCUGGGCCGGGCGGUGCACGAGCGCGACUUCCUGGCGCCGGGGGUGCGGCGCGAGCCCGUGCGCUCGGGCCGGGUGCGCGCCACGCUCUUCUUGCCGCCGGGACCUGCACCCUUUCCCGGGAUUGUGGACAUUUCUGGAACUGGACGUGGCCUUCCGGAAUAUCGAGCUAGUCUGCUGGCUGGGAAGGGUUUUGCUGUGAUGGCUUUGGCUUAUUAUAACUAUGAAGACCUCCCCAAGAGCAUAGAGAACCUCCACCUGGAGUACUUUGAAGAAGCUAUGAACUACCUGCUUAAUCACCCUCAGGUAAAGGGCCCAGGGGUAGGGCUGCUUGGGAUUUCCAAAGGAGGCGAACUCUGCCUCUCCAUGGCCUCGUUCCUGAAGGGCAUCACCGCGGCUGUCAUAAUCAAUGGCUCUGUGGCCAGUGUUGGCGGAACCUUACACUACAAGGGUGAGACACUGCCGCCUGUGGGUGUCAGCCGAAGUCGAUUCAAGGUGACCAAAGAUGGCCUGGCAGACAUUUUGGAUGUCCUGAACAGCCCUUUGGAAGGACCUGAUCAGAAGAGCUUCAUUCCUGUGGAAAGGGCUGAGUGUGCCUUCCUGUUCCUUGUGGGUCAGGAUGACCACAACUGGAAGAGUGAAUUCUAUGCUAACGAGGCCUCUAAACGCUUGCAGGCCCAUAGUAAGGCGAAGCCCCAGAUCAUCUGUUACCCAGGGGCGGGACACUACAUUGAGCCUCCUUACUUCCCCAUGUGCCGGGCUUCCCUGCACACCUUGGUGGGAAGUCCUGUCAUCUGGGGAGGGGAGCCCAGGGCUCAUGCCAGGGCCCAGGUGGAUGCUUGGCAGCAGCUCCAGACUUUCUUCCACAAACACUUGGGUGGGGAAAAGGGGACAGUCCCAGGAAUGCUGUAAUCGUUUAUCCUGGGAACAGCUGCCACAAUUAGUGUGUAUGUGUAGGUUUUUUCUUUUUAAUAAUUACUUCAGUGUUAAAGUGAACGUACCAAGAAAUUUUCAAGAUAUUUAUAAAUUACAUACUUUCUUAGUUGUUUGGGAGGAGAGUGAUUCUACAGAAAACACAACAGAUGGAGAAAGCAUGCCCUUUAAUGUCUAACAACACAUAACUGACAAGGCUUUAGCUCUGAAAGGAAAAGAGUAAUACUUGGUACACAAUUAGUGCUCAGUUAUUAUUUGAAUAAUUUAUUAUUGAUUUUGUUUAAUAAUUAAUUUAUAAAUAAAUGAUUACCUACUGUGGAAGAAAAGCAUAUAAGGUAUCAAAAAUA